AUGUCACAAUCCGUGUGUCCAACCAGAUUCAACUGCCAGUCAGCUGAUGCUUGGGAGCCUAAUAGCGAUAUAGCUGGCUUAGGUGUGAAUCUACCUCAGGUCCUGAUUGGUUUUAUGGGGACAGGAUAUCUUGUUUUCGCCCUUCUUGUAGUUCAUUACUUGGUGGCAUACGAGCCAGAGCUUCCUCCACCGCGGCAGACACCGGACGACGAAAGGCCCAGCCAAGCAGCGAGUCUGGAGCACCUAAGGGCGAACCCGCCAGACGUUUCCGCUUCAAACAUCGUCACUCAUACGGAUCCAGUUUACUGGGAGCCAAAUCCUAUCGACGUGAAUCUCCUGUCUUGGGUCAGAUCAUGGACAGCAAAGCUUUUGGUCUUUCUAGGAGCAUCGCUUCCGCUCGUCGGCCAGGCAACUUCUGGACAUAUCAGUCGUUGUUUCAACAAGUGA
This is a messenger RNA of Colletotrichum tamarilloi, 447 nucleotides long. RefSeq lists its product as uncharacterized. The record is from RefSeq and is a predicted model, not a curated record. Bases 1 to 447 code for a protein of 148 amino acids. Lineage: Eukaryota; Fungi; Ascomycota; Sordariomycetes; Glomerellales; Glomerellaceae. The transcript is spliced from 3 exons.